Trypanosoma conorhini is the source of this 2430-nucleotide messenger RNA. Its product is annotated as putative exoribonuclease 2. Lineage: Eukaryota; Euglenozoa; Kinetoplastea; Trypanosomatida; Trypanosomatidae. The transcript has a single exon. Gene Ontology annotation, cellular component: nucleus. Bases 1 to 2430 code for a protein of 809 amino acids. The record is from RefSeq and is a predicted model, not a curated record. Gene Ontology annotation, biological process: nuclear-transcribed mRNA catabolic process. Gene Ontology annotation, molecular function: 5'-3' RNA exonuclease activity; RNA binding.
AUGGGGAUCGCCGGCUUCUACCUGUGGCUGCAGCGCUGGUACGGAGAGUGCGUGGAGGCCGUUCCGGAGGCGGUGGUGAAGGCCGCGCAGGAUGGCCAGCCACCCCCUGAGCGUGGCGGUGCAACGCGGCGCUUCGACAACUUUUACCUCGACAUGAACGGGCUCAUUCACCCGUGCUGCCAUGACACGGCCCCGCUGCCGGAGCCCGAGAGCGAGGAGGAGAUGUUUGCGCGCAUCUUUGCGCAGGUGGACCUAUUGUACAAAAUAGUUCGGCCGCGGAAGUGUCUUGUCUUGUGCAUCGACGGUGUUGCGCCGCAGAGUAAGAUGAAUCAGCAGCGCAGUCGACGCUUUCGCGCCGCCGAGGAGCGCAUUGAGAGCGACGGGCUCUCCUCACAGUGCGCGGAGGACGUCGUCAAGAAGGGACUUCCGCCCCCGCAAACACGGAAUCGCUGGGACCACAACGUUAUCACACCCUCAACGCCUUUCAUGGAGCGCGUCGGGUUGGCCAUCGAGUGGUUUAUUAUGAAGAAACUGAAUGAAGAUCCGGCCUGGCGCCACAUUGCCGUCAUCUUUUCAGAUGCGCACGUCCCUGGUGAGGGGGAGCACAAAAUCAUGCACUACAUUCGAGGACUCCGGGCUCAGCCUGGCUAUAACCCGCAGACUUCUCACGUCAUUCAUGGAAUGGAUGCGGACCUCAUCUGUCUGGGACUCUCCACUCAUGAAGAGCAUGUGACUAUUUUGCGAAACCAGCUCACGGAAACGUUUCAGCCGGAUCACAAUCGCUUCUGCUACUUUAGUCUCUACAAGUAUCGCCUGCGCUUAAAGGAGGACUUUAGCGGCAUUGACAACAUGGAUUUUGAGAGAGUGCUGGACGACUUUAUUUUUCUCUGCUUUUUUGUGGGGAAUGACUUCCUCCCUCAUGUGCCUCUCAUUUCUAUCAAAACAAAAGGCAUUGAACUUCUACUGGACCACUACGUGCGCGGCUUCACGGAGCACUCGUACCUAACCGACAGAGGUGAGGUAAAUUUCGGCGCUUUGGCCACAUUUUUGCGCCGCUUCGUGGAAGACUACAUGGAUAAGCUUAGGCGGGAAUACGGUGGGGUGCUGCGGGCAAAGGUGCGGGCGAAGGCGAAUGUGGAGGAGCGUGUCAAGGGUUUUGAACAGGAGCUGGAGGAGCAGCUGAACUCCCUUGAGAAGGAUCGCAGCAACGCGCAGGAGGUAAGUAAUGCUGUCCACAGGCUCCUGCUCUCUAUUCUCAAGGAGCGUACGCGUCUUGUUGCCGACAAGGAAUCGUUGGGUUUUUCUUACGUCGACGAUAAUCACCGCGACAAAUACUACGAAAGAAAAUUUGGCUGGGAUCCUGAAGAAAAGGUGACAUUUGAGGAAAAUGUGCAGCGCUGCUGUGCAGAGUACCUGCGUGGGACACAGUGGGUGAUGCGGUACUACACCACAGGAUGCCCCUCGUGGGAUUGGUAUUACCCGUUUCACUACGCCCCGCUUCUCCAGGAUUUGGCGCAGUUUACGGGCAAUGUUGAUGUGAAAAUGAACUUGGGGACACCGAGGCACCCGGUACUACAGCUAUUGGCAGUUCUACCUCGGCUUAGCUUACAGGCCCUCCCAGAAGAGCUGCACGACGCGGUCAACGACCCAGACUCUGUGCUUGGGGUCUUUUACCCGGAGAAGAUUGAGGUGGACUUUAGCGAGGCCCACUUCUCCUACCAAGGAGUGUUGCGGCUUCCAUUUAUUAAUUCUCAUCAGCUGCACUCCGCCUGUCAGAAGCUUGUGCAGCUGGAGCCGGAUUAUGGUUUUACACUUCUUUUCUGUCAUGAGUCAAGCCCACUGCAUCGGGCGCUGGAGCCGCUGCUUGCGGGCAAGGACGGCAAAAAAGGCAUGAUCCGUAUCCCUAAAACGUUGGCCACACAAGUGCCCAUUGCGGGGCAUGUUGGGCCCCAUGAUAUGGAGUGGCCACGUCAUGCCAAACUGCACUGCCCGGAUGAAGGCAUUGCGAAGGAAACUUCUUACGGGUCCCCCAUUACAAGUAACGCGGCGUGUUGCUAUCGCUACGAGCUAAACACGCAGGUCCUCUACAGACCCGUAUUACUGACUGAACGACGAAAGAAGACGAGAGACGCCGAAGUCGCGGUGUCCACCGCGACCUCUGCAAAGGAAAGGUCUGCUGGGUCGAAAUCUCUCCCGGUUGCUGCCACUGUGGCUGAGCCCGACGACAAGCCGCCCCGAGGGGUGAAGCGGGGGCGUCAAGUGCCGCACAAGCAGCAGGGGACGGAGGCUGAAGCGGUGGUGAGGGAGGAGGAAGCCACAGCACCGGCCAAAAAGCACCGUGCCGAGGGCAAGGCGGUGAAGCCGCAGGUGAAGGCUAAGUUGUCAACGAACGCCGUGAAGGAAAGGAAGAAACCGCGGGGAAGGAAGUGA